Messenger RNA from Aureobasidium subglaciale EXF-2481, 1783 nucleotides. RefSeq lists its product as uncharacterized. Gene Ontology annotation, molecular function: 4-hydroxyphenylpyruvate dioxygenase activity. Bases 288 to 1508 code for a protein of 406 amino acids. The record is from RefSeq and is a predicted model, not a curated record. Gene Ontology annotation, biological process: L-tyrosine catabolic process. NCBI's taxonomy places the organism in Eukaryota, Fungi, Ascomycota, Dothideomycetes, Dothideales, Saccotheciaceae. The transcript has 3 exons.
CCCCUCACUCCACACCUUCCCCAAACGUUCGUCGAGGCAGUUGCAAACCGACUGAAGCUAACGGACCGCCUUCCGACUCACUAUCUGAGCUCAUGACCACCAACGAUAUAUCUACUUUGUAAAGGUCAUCGAGCAACGGUCUAUUCAUAUAUAUAAUCCGUGAACUCACUUCAGAGCGAUUCGAAGUGAUUAUCGUACGCGCCGGCCAACCACCUAAGCUUCUCAUCAAUUCAAAACAUACACAACAUUCUCCAUCACCACAACAUCAACCAAAUACAUCAACAAUCAUGGCACCUAUAGCCUUAUCACCACCUCGCGAAGCAUCUCCUCCUCCCACAUCACAAGCAGAAAUGUCUUCAUAUCAGGGCUACGACCACGUGCACUGGUACGUUGGUAACGCCAAACAAGCAGCCGCUUACUACAUUGCGCGCAUGGGCUUUGAGAAGAUCGCAUACAGAGGUCUGGAGACCGGGUCUAGAGGACUCGCCUCCUACGUCGUGCGUAACGGAGGCGUCACCUUCGUCUUGACUUCUCCUCUUCGUGGUUUGAGCAUGUUGCACGAUGUGCCUGAGGGUGAGAGAGACGCUGUCAGAGAGGUUCACGCACACUUGGAGAUGCAUGGAGACGCUGUCAAGGACGUGGCUUUCGAAGUCGACUCAGUCGAUGCCAUCUACGACGCUGCAAUUUCGGCAGGUGCGAUCUCCGUCAACGCCCCCAACAUUCUCCACGAAGGAAAGCUCGGCUACGUCAAGACUGCCACUAUCCGUACUUAUGGAGAAACUACUCACACUCUCAUCGAACGCCAAAACUAUCGUGGCGUCUUCUUCCCUGGCUUCCGUCUCGAGCCCAACGUCAAGGAUCCUCUGAACCUGCUCCUUCCUCCUGUCACUCUUGAAGCUAUCGACCACUGCGUCGGUAACCAGGACUGGAACGAACUGGAAGACGUCUGCGAGUACUACGAGAAAGUCCUUGGCUUCCACCGCUUCUGGUCUGUCGACGACAAGGAAAUGUGCACCGAGUUCUCCGCCUUGAAGUCAGUCGUCAUGGCUUCACCCAACGAAGUCAUCAAGAUGCCCAUCAACGAGCCCGCUGAAGGCAAAAGACAGUCUCAGAUCGAAGAGUAUGUCGACUUCUAUGGCGGCGCUGGUGUUCAGCAUGUCGCACUCAGAACUACUGAUAUCAUUACUGCUAUCAGAAAUCUCAGGGCCAGAGGUAUGGAGUUCAUCAAGGUCCCAGAGACUUACUACGUGGCUAUGAGAAAGAGACUGGAAGCUGCUGGAAUGAAGUUGAACGAAGACUUUGAGGUCCUUGCCAGCUUGGACAUCUUGAUUGAUUUUGAUGAAGGCGGUUAUCUCCUGCAGUUGUUUACUAAACAUGUGCUGGAUCGCCCUACUGUCUUCAUCGAAAUCAUCCAGCGUAACAACUUCGACGGCUUUGGUGCUGGUAACUUCAAGUCGCUCUUCGAGGCCAUUGAGAGAGAACAGGAGCUCAGAGGCAAUCUGAUCUAAGAUGACGAGAACGAUUGGCGAGAAGCAGAAGUGGUUAACGAUGAUGGGCCCUGGUGGACACACAUCCACGAAGAAUGACACUACGUACUACAGAGAGACAGGAAAUUGGCGGCGGUAAUACGGGGAUGAACGAUCAGAUACUCGAAGGAUAGCUCGAGAGAUGUAAGCUAGAAGAUAGCUGGUGGACCCGAACUCGAAUGCGAGUUUGGAUCGCUGCAAGCUGGAGAGAGCUCUGAACACAGAGGAAGCCAAAAUUACAGAUGCAAAUUUAUCAG